ACGUGCUCUAAUAUAUUAUCACACUUAUCGCUCAAGUUGUUUGUUUGGAUAAUAGGGAUUUUAGCCCUAUUCGGUAAUUUAACAGUUCUCUACAUCAAUUUAUAUAAGAUAAAACAAAGAACGGAACCAGUUCCAAUGUUACUUAUUACAAAUUUAGCGGUAUCUGAUUUAAUGAUGGCUGGUUAUAUGCUAAUUAUUGGAAGUGCAGAUCUGACGUAUCACGAUAUAUACGCUUUUAAUGCAGAAGUCUGGUUAAGAAGUUUUACUUGCGUACUUGCUUGUUUUCUUUGCUGUACUGCAAGUUUAAUGUCAGUUCUGAUGAUGAUCACCAUUAGUUUUGAUCGCUAUAUUUAUAUCGCAUUUCCAUAUUCCGCUAAAAGAUUAUCACCACAACAUGCUAAGGUUAUUAUUUUGAUACAGUGGAUGAUAUGCUUCGUCUUCGUGGGCUUACCGGUUGCGUACAGUUACAAAGCUGAUGGUGAUUUAAGAAUUUAUGAAUAUACAAGUAUCUGCAUGGCUAGUAAUUUUAGAAACUUUCAUUUUCGUGUAUGGAUUAUUGGAUACCUUACUAUCACAUUAAUUUGUUGGCUAACUACAUGUCUAAUGUACUCCCAUAUGUUUAUAGCGAUUCAUAAUACGUCGAGGGCCGCUACAUCUCGAGCACACGAUGGUGGUAAACGAAUUGCUAUGAGACUAUUUGCUAUCGUUAUAACGGACUUGAUUUCUUGGGUGCCUUAUUAUGCGUAUAUGAUCCAAGUAAUGAUCGAUCCUACCGAUAGUGGUAGCGUAGUUUUACAAUUUGCGAUUAUAGUAGCCCUACCGAUUAAUUCAGCUAUCAAUCCAUACUUGUAUACAAUG
Messenger RNA from Trichoplax adhaerens, 858 nucleotides. RefSeq lists its product as uncharacterized. Gene Ontology annotation, cellular component: membrane. Gene Ontology annotation, molecular function: G protein-coupled receptor activity. Gene Ontology annotation, biological process: G protein-coupled receptor signaling pathway. The annotation marks the transcript as partial. The transcript has a single exon. The record is from RefSeq and is a predicted model, not a curated record. Lineage: Eukaryota; Metazoa; Placozoa; Uniplacotomia; Trichoplacea; Trichoplacidae.